Molecule: messenger RNA, 3948 nt
Organism: Haplochromis burtoni (Burton's mouthbrooder)
Lineage: Eukaryota; Metazoa; Chordata; Actinopteri; Cichliformes; Cichlidae
Product: glutamyl aminopeptidase
Exons: 20
Coding region: 410-3292 (960 amino acids)
Biological process (GO): proteolysis; peptide catabolic process
Cellular component (GO): cytoplasm
Molecular function (GO): zinc ion binding; peptide binding; metalloaminopeptidase activity
Source: RefSeq, a predicted model, not a curated record
CACUUUGACAUGCACAGUGGUUCACAUGUAGGCAUCAUGUGUAUUGUUUAGUUUCACGUGAGAACAACACGUUCAGUUUUGCAGCUUAGCAUAGUUGAUAAAAAAAGAACUUUAGCUGCUGAUUUACAGGGAGAUUGUAGAUGUUUAACAGGAGGUGUGCUGAAAGCUCAAAGGACAGAUUAAAUCCUUCCGAUUUCUGGCCGUCUGAAAGAUUGAUACUCUUCACUUCUCAUUUUUCUCUCCACCCCUCAGCACCACAGAGGCAAGCCUUGAUUCAGUUCACACAGCUAAUUCAGCAGCCAAAGCCUGCAGCUCUGACCUCUGGUCAGCUAAACACUUUACCUUUAGAAAGCUGUGUUUUGUUUUGUUUUUUGUUUUGUCAGGUGGACUUUUCAUUUUGGGAGUUACCAUGGUUGACAGCUUGAACAUGGAGAAGCCAGAGAAGCGUUACUUUAUUCGACGCAAGCAUGCAGUCAUCAUCUGCAUAACAGUGGUGUUGUGCUGUUUGGCAGUGGGCCUCGGGGUGGGUCUCUCGCGAUCAAACAACACCACUCCUGCUGCCACCACCACACCAGCCCCCACAGCGGGGCCUACCCAGCCCCCUUCACCUGGCAGAGGGCCCUGCCUGCCUUCCACUGACUCCAGUGGGGACUGGAGGAAUUUCCGCUUACCUGACUAUGUGAAUCCCGUCCACUACAAUCUGCACCUGGAGCCGAACUUAGAGGAUGACACCUACACAGGCACUGUUGAUAUCCAGCUUGAAGUAACCAAGCCCACCCGUCAUCUCUGGCUCCACAUCAGGGAGACAUUUGUCAGUACCUUGCCAAGGUUGAAGGUGCUGAGUAGCCAAGGAGGACAGAGGGAAGUGGCAGUGAAAAGCUGCUUUGAAUACAAAGCUCAGCAGUAUGUGGUGGUGGAGGCCACAGAGGAGCUGCCUGUCCUGGACACAGGGGAGGUAUACACCCUCAGUCUAGACUUCCAGGGUUGGCUCAAUGGCUCUUUGGUGGGAUUCUACAGAGUUACCUACAUGGAGAAUGGAAUCACCAAAAAGAUUGCAGCUACGGAUCACGAGCCAACAGAUGCCCGCAAGUCUUUUCCCUGUUUUGAUGAACCUAACAAGAAAGCCACCUACACCAUCUCAAUAACUCAUGAUGUUAAUUACAACGUACUGUCCAACAUGCCAGUAGAGGGCUCCCCUCAGCAACUACUAGGCAAUAAAAUCAAAACCACCUUUCAGAAGUCUGUUCCAAUGAGCACCUAUUUGGUAUGUUUUGCUGUGCACCAGUUUGCCUAUGUAGAGAGAACUUCAGCCAGAGGAAUUCCCUUGAAAAUCUGGGCCCAGCCAAGUCAGAUCAGCACAGCUUUGUAUGCAGUAAAUGUAACCAAGCUCAUUUUUGACUAUUUUGAGGAAUAUUUCAACAUGACAUACUCCAUCUCAAAAUUGGAUAAGAUAGCCAUUCCUGACUUUGGUACUGGUGCCAUGGAGAACUGGGGUCUUAUCACCUACAGGGAAACCAACUUGCUUUAUGAUGAAAACCAGUCAUCCUCUUACAACAAGCAGCGAGUUGCCAGUGUCAUCGCACAUGAACUGGUUCACCAGUGGUUUGGAAAUAUUGUAACUAUGGAUUGGUGGGAUGACCUGUGGCUCAAUGAGGGCUUUGCCAGCUUCUUUGAGUACAUCGGAGUGGAAUUAGCAGAACCAACCUGGGGCAUGCGAGACAUCAUGAUCAUCAGUGAUGUGCUUCCUGUCAUGGUGGAUGACGCUCUGCUGUCCUCUCAUCCGAUCAUUGUAGAUGUGUCAACCCCAGCUGAAAUCACCUCUGUGUUUGAUGCCAUCUCAUACAGCAAGGGAGCAUCUAUUCUCAGGAUGCUGGAGGACUGGAUGGGCAGAGACGAGUUCAGAGAUGGUUGUCGAAAAUAUUUGAAAGACUUCUAUUUCAAGAAUGCCAAAACGAGUGACUUCUGGGCAUCUCUUGCCAGUGUGAGUGGGUUGCCGAUUGCAGAAGUCAUGGAUACAUGGACCAAACAGAUGGGUUAUCCUGUGCUGGACCUGUCUGUCUCUGAUACGGAUGCCAGACUGAGCCAAAAGCGUUUCCUCUUGGACCCCAAAGCUGAUACUAGCCAGCCUCCUUCAGAUCUUGGGUACAAGUGGACAAUUCCAGUCCAAUGGCAUUCUCUUCAAAGUGACAAAAACAUGUCGCUUAUGUUUGACAAAAACACCGCAGAGCAAACCAUCACCGGUUACUCACCAUUAGCGGAUGGGCUGCUAAAGGUUAACGAUGAUCAUAUUGGAUUCUACAGAGUCAACCAUGAUGACCGCAUGUGGACUGCUAUUAGUCAACAGCUUCAAACCAACCAUUUGGAGUUUGAUGCAGCUGAUCGCACAAGCUAUAUUGAUGAUGUUUUUGCUCUUGCAAGAGCGGACAUUAUAGAUUACGGUCACGCCUUCAACCUCACUAAGUACCUGACAAGUGAGUCGGAGUAUAUAGUCUGGGACCGUGUGGAUGCCUCCAUUGCCUAUGUCCGGAACAUGUUGUCUAGCAAUGCUCUACUCUAUCCAAAGUUUCAGCAACUGUUUCGUGACCAUGUUAAAGCAAUCGCGACACAGCUUGGAUGGGAGGAUGAAGGAACACAGACAGAGAGGUUACUAAGGGAGACAGUGCUUGGCAUCGCUUGUCAGAUGGGAGAUCAGGAUGCUCUGAACGAAGCUUCUCGGAUUUUUGACCAGUGGAUCAGUGGAAGUCUUAGCAGCGUAGCAGUCAACCUGAGAUUGCUGGUAUAUCAAUACGGCAUGAAGAAUUCAGGCAGUGAAGAAAAGUGGAACAUAAUGUUCCAGAGGUAUAAAGAGACGUCUUUGGCCCAAGAGAAGGACAAGCUGCUGUAUGGACUGGCAUCUGUGGAAAAUGUGGAGCUUCUUUAUAGGCUCCUGGAGGCUACAAAAGAUGAGAGCGUAGUGAGGAGUCAGGAUUUGUUUACUUUGGUCCAAUACGUAUCCUAUAACCCACUUGGCCAAAGCAUGGCCUGGGAGUGGAGUACACUCAACUGGGACUAUCUGGUAAACAGGUACACCAUCGAUGACAGGAACCUUGGUCGCCUACUCAAUAGAAUUACCACCAGAUUCAACACAGAGCUCCAGUUAUGGAAGAUGGAGCAUUUCUUCAACCUAACUCCAAAUGCUGGUGCUGGUGAGAUGCCCAGGAAGCAGGCACUUGAGACAGUGAGGAACAAUAUCGAAUGGAUUAGGAGGAAUGAAAAUGAGAUCAAGGAGUGGCUGGACAGUAACAUUGCCUGAUGGAAAACAUCACAGGCGGACAUUCAUACUGUUGCUGUAAAGAACUAGAGCACCCACAACACUUUGUUGAAACUGGCACUUUGUAAUGACACAAUUCGGUGAUUUGUCUUUGUUUUUAGCAGGGACCUAUCCGAGGGUUCUUCUGAUUUUCAUCAGUAAAAACAACAUGACGGUCUAAAAAAAACACCCAAAUUCUGAGGUUCUGGCACUUGCUACCAGGAUACCUGUAUUGUAUACACACUAAAUUAACUUGGAAAAGAAAUUGGAAUCAAUUUGCUUUCAGCAAUUGACAAAUAUGAUAUUUCAAUAUGUAAAUGAACAUGCUCCCAUAUGAAACUGGCUUCUAUCACUGUGAAUAUGCAUUAUUCUUUCCUAAAAAACCCACACACAUUCUAAAAUUUUGUUGAACCACCUUUAACUUUGAUGGUGGCCUUUUAAUAAACAUAUGCAAUGUUUCACACACAUGUAUUACCAUUGCCAAGAAGAUUAAAAUCCACUGGCUUAUCUCCAUCCAAGAGGAGAAUAAAGGACUUAACAUAAAGAGUUUAUAUGGUGAAAGUAAUACAGAGUGCUAUAUCAGAGUAUUUCUUUAUGUGUAUAUCUGUAAAUAGUUAAUCAUGUAUAAUUCUCAUCGAACAUAAAUGAGUAUAACAGCA